UUAUUGACUGAUUUGAAGAUUCCGAGCAAAUUCUUGGGAAGCGCCUAUCAUUUGUGGAAGUUGAUAAAAUUCCACUAACUAAGAAAUUAAUAUUUAAUUACUCAGGUGAAUGGUACUCUUUGCACCUGUUGUCGCCUUUGAAUCAAGCUGCUUAUUGUUUUUUCUUCCUCUUGUCGUUAAACACUCAUCUUCUUCUCUGGUCAUUAGAAAUUUUUCUUGUUUUUCCUGUUGGGAAAUUUAAUCACUUUCUUGGAAUUAUAAUCUUGUGCAAAACUAUGGGGAACGUUUGCUCGUUUCAAUUGCCGUUUGAUACCAUAAUUUCUCGCUGCUGGGAUUGUGUUGCUGGACAAGUAAUCUACCCAUGCCAUCUUGAAGAAAACCUUGCUGACUUGAACACAGCUCUGGACGAAUUAAAGGAGAGAAGGAAUGAUGUGGAGACGAGAGUCAACAUCGCUGGACAACAAAAAUUGAGGCCGCUGGAUGAAGUUCGAGGAUGGCUUUCAAGGGCAGAAACUAUGGUAAAUGAAGUUCAACUGCUUAUUGAUGGUCCUGAAGAAAUCAAGAAUUUAUGCUUGGGAGGCUGUUGUUUCAAGAAUUGCAAGCCUACCCUCAAUUUCAGCAAAAAAGUUGCCAAAAGACUACGUGAUGUUAAGGAUCUAAAGGGAAAGGGAGAUUUUAAAGUGGUAGCUACGGAGGCACCUGCACCUCCGGUGGUUCAAAGACCGAGCGACUCUGCCUUAGGCUUGGAAUCCAUGUGCAAUAAGGUCUGGAGUGCCUUUGAACAAAAGCAUGUGGGAAUUAUUGGCUUAUAUGGCGUUGGGGGAGUUGGCAAGACAAGGCUCUUGACUGAAAUCAAUAACAAGAUUGGUGUUUUAUCCGGUGGUUUUGAUGUGGUUAUUUGGGUUGUGGUGUCUAAAGGAUUUUAUAUUGGAAGGCUCCAAGAUGAUAUUGCAAAGAGGAUUGGCCUUUUUAAUGGAAUUUGGAGUGAUAAAACACCCGAUGAGAAAGCUAUCGACAUCUCGGAGAUUUUGAGAGAAAAGAAAAUUGUAUUGUUGUUAGAUGAUAUAUGGGAAAGAGUUGACCUAUCCAAGGUAGGGAUACCUGUCCCGACUCAAGAAAAUGGUUCCAAACUAAUUUUUACAACUCGUUCCACUGAGGUGUGUGGCCAAAUGAGAGCUCAUAAAAAGUUUCAAGUGCAAUGUUUGCCCGAAGAAGAGGCUUGGAAAUUGUUUGAGGAACAUGUUGGUAAAGAUGUCUUUGACAGUCAUCCAAAUAUUCGUGGGCUAGCUCAAGAAGUGGCCGAAGAAUGUGGAGGACUACCUCUUGCACUCAUCACUAUCGGCCGUGCCAUGGCUUGCAAGAACACACCCGAAGAAUGGAAAUACACAAUUGAAGUCUUGAAGAAAUCAGCCAAUUUCGUUUUUCCAAACAUGGGUGAUGAGGUAUAUCCUCUUCUAAAAUUCAGUUAUGAUAGUUUGCCAAAUGAAAUGGUUCGAUCUUGCCUCCUAUAUUGUAGUUUGUUCUCGGAAGAUAACGAAAUUGAUAAAGAAUGGCUGAUAGAUAUCUGGAUAUGGGAAGGAUUUUUGGAUGAACAUGACACCAUAAGUGAAGCUCAAAACCAAGGCCACCACAUCCUUUGUUCUCUCAUUCAUGCAUGCUUAUUGGAAGAAGUAAAUGAUUGGAAAAUAAAAAUGCAUGAUGUUAUUCGUGACAUGUGUUUAUGGAUAGCAUGUGGUUGUGAAGCGGAGAAAUGGAAGUUUUUUGUGCGAGCAGGUUAUCAUUUGACUCAAAUGCCAGAGGCUGGAAGUUGGAAAGGUAUACGAAGAAUGUCAUUGAUGAAAAACGAGAUUGAAGAUCAAACGGAAGCACCUAACUGUCCCGAUCUUCAAACUUUGUUUCUCAACGAGAAUCGUCGGUUGAGGGUGAUUCACGAUGAUUUCUUCCAAUUUAUGCGUGGCCUAAAAGUUCUAAGCUUUUGUGGAAGUAAUGGUCUAACUGAAUUGCCAGUGGCGAUUGCAAAAUUGGUAUCUCUAGAAUAUCUCGACCUAUCAUGGACAAGUAUAAGAGAGCUACCCAUUGAAUUGAAGGCUUUACAAAAGUUGAAGUGUUUGAACUUGAGUUGCAUAUUCAGUCCCAUCACAAUACCUAGAGGGUUGAUAUCUGGUUUCUCAAAUCUGCGAAUAUUGAGGGUGCAUCACUCUUAUCCUUUCGAUGAGGCAGUAGAAGAAGGUAAUGAAUGCUUGUUAGAAGAAUUGCAGUGCUUGAAUCACUUGAACGCAUUGUCCUUGUCUGUAAGAAGUGCUUUUGUUCUUGAUAGAUAUUUGAAUGCAGAAAGAUUACACAACUACACUGAAGCUAUUGGGCUUGAGAUUUUGAAGGACAUAAAGCAAUUGAAAAUUUUAUCUUUAGCGAAUAUCAAGUCUCUACGUACUCUAGAAGUUAUGGAGUGUAAAAGUUUGGAAGAAGUGAAGAUGGAGUGGGCGGAGGAAGGAAGAAUGAUAAAAGCACAGAGCCACAUUCAAACCUCUGUAAGUGCAACCCAACAUUGCUUCCAAAGCCUCCACGGGGUGAUCAUAUCCGGAUGCUCAAAAUUGAGGGACAUAACAUGGCUCAUUCUCGCUCUAAAUCUGAGUGUUGUUCAUGUAAUCCAAUGCGAUGAAAUGGAAGAAAUAAUCAAUGAGAUAAAGCUGAGUCAGGUGGCAGAUCUUGUAGGAACUUUAACCCCAUUUGAAACACUCAAAUAUCUUAAAUUAGAGUUUCUCCCAGAAUUGAAGGGCAUUUACUGGAAUGCACUACCCUUCUCAUGUAUCAAGGAAAUUAGUGUUCAAAAUUGCCCAAAGCUGAGGAGACUUCCACUCAACUCUAACAGUGCAAAAGGAAACAAAAUCAGCAUUAAAGGAGAGGAAAAGUGGUCGAAAGAGCUGCAAUGGGAGGAUGAAUCUACUAGAAAUGCUUUUCUUCCUUGUUUCAUUGCAAUUUGAAGAAAGGCCUGAAAUUGCAACUGUGCAGCAAGACGGUUUUGGGUACUGCUAUCCUAAAACCAUUUCUAAAGAGAAGAGGCAGAAAGCAAAAUCUCCUGCUACUCGUUUUUAGUAGAUUGAGAAAGACUUUAAAGCUCGUUUGUUUGCUACUGAACUAGAAAAUAAGGUCAUUGGUGAUCAUUGUGAUAUAGAUUAUAAUUACUCGUUCCUUAAUGGGAUUGCUUGUUACAGUGUUGCUUUUCUGUUAUAGACCUUGGUAUUAUUUGUCUUUUAAAACAUAUAUACUUUUAUUUUCCUGUUUCUUCUUCAAUCAGCAACUGAUCCUUUAACAAAGUUUGACCGUCAUUUCUCCAUAAAUAUUGUCUUUUGGGUGGGAGUUUGUCAGAAUGGAAGGGUGAGAGAAGCGCAGAUUAUUAAGCGAAAAGCUAUAAAAACAUGCAGAAUGUUGAGUACUAUGAAAAUUUGUUCUGCCAUUGGAUGAUUUAUGGGACCGAGUUGAUCUAACAAAAAUUAGAGUUCCUACACCAGACCGACAGCAUAACUCCAACUUCACUACACGUUUCAAACAGGUUUGUGGUCUAAUGGAAGCCCAUUAAAAGUUCAAAGUAAAAUGCUUGCCACCACCUUUUGCUUGGCAUUUGUUUCAGAAGAAGGUUGGAAAUGAUACUCUCAACCUGCAGCCAGAUAUUCCUAAGCUCGCAGUAAUUGUGGCCCAAGAGUGUGCCGUUUUGCCACAAGCACUUAUCACCAUUGGUUGUGCCAUCGCCUGCAAGAAGAACCCAAAAGAAUAGAUUCUUGCAAUUGAGGUUCUAAAGAAAUGUGCCUCAGAAUUUUCAGGUCUGGGUUUGAUAGAGCAUGCUAGACAUCCUGAGUGAUUGGUAGAAGACAUAAGCAUUUCCUCUAAGCAGCUAUUCACUCCAAACUCCUGUCUGUUCAAUAAUUUUAAUUCUGAUUCCACUUCACAGGAUAUAAUUUCGUAAC
Durio zibethinus is the source of this 3962-nucleotide messenger RNA. The record is from RefSeq and is a predicted model, not a curated record. Lineage: Eukaryota; Viridiplantae; Streptophyta; Magnoliopsida; Malvales; Malvaceae.